UUGGCUACAGAAAUCUGGGGGCUGUUCACUACCUGCGGGAGAUGGGCCAGGACUCUGUAACAUAAAAGGAGAACGUGGGAGGGACUGGGAGAAUUCCCAGUGCUCCACAACAUAUACAGUAAAGAGAAAAAAAAAUUCCAAAACAAAAUCAGCAUCUGUGCAAGAACCCAGCACAUUGUUUACAGGGUACUUGCAGGACAGAUUUUUCUUUUGUCUGAGUCAGAUUUUCCCAUCUCCUUGUAACAUGAGAUGUGUAACGUGGGUUUCCUCCAUCGUCCUGGUAUGCUGCAGCAUCGUUGUGGGUACCACUUUCACCUCUGGAUCCCGCUUUCUCCGCACUAAUUGCUACCCGUGUUACCUGAGGAGCCAGGGACUGGCGCCUAUUCGCUCCAAUAACGGAAGACCAGAUGUUGAUGAGUGCCAAGUGCAUAACGGAGGCUGCCAGCAGCAGUGUAUCAACACCCCGGGGUCAUAUCGCUGCGAGUGCAAAGCAGGAUUCCGGCUCCACGCGGACAGCAGGUCGUGCAUUACCCUGUACUCCUGCUCCACCGGAAACGGCGGCUGUGAGCACGACUGCGUACAGAUUACGGUGGCUCACUACCAGUGUCGCUGCAGAAACAAUUAUCAGCUGAAAGAAGAUGGGAAGCACUGCGAAUUAAGCAACCCAUGUGCAACCAGGAAUGGAGGCUGCAUGCACCAAUGCACCAACGAUGGUGGCCGUAGUAAAUGUAUCUGUCACCCUGGAUACAGGCUGGCAGCCGACGGCAAGACUUGUGAAGACAUUAAUGAAUGCGAGAGUGGCCUGGCCAUGUGUGCACACAGCUGUCUCAACACUCGUGGUUCCUAUCACUGCGGCUGCAGUCCUGGGUAUGAAUUGGGAGCUGAUGGAAAACAGUGCUACAGGAUUGAAAUGGAGAUAAUUAACAGCUGUGAAAUAAACAAUGGUGGCUGUUCUCAUGAAUGCCGUCACAGCAGUACAGGGCCCCUGUGCCUGUGUACACAGGGAUUGGAUCUGGAUUCCGAUGGAAAAACGUGCAUAGAUGCGGAUGAGUGCACCAACGGCGCCUCCUGCUGUCAGCAAGAGUGUUCAAACUAUGCCGGGGGCUACGAAUGUGUCUGCUACCCUGGUUACAGGCUCAAUUUGGAUGGCUGUGGAUGUGAUGAUGUGGAUGAAUGUCUUCUGAACAACGGAGGAUGUAACCAGGUCUGCGAGAACCUUCUUGGCUCCUUCCUAUGCAACUGCAAACCCGGCUACAGGCUGGAUGCUGACGGCAAAGGCUGCACUGCUGUCCAGGGAACAGAUUCCAGGCGCCGCCCAGUUGAACACUCCCUUCCUCAAGUUACUUUACUGAGAGAUGAAUUUGCCCAAAUAUUUGAUGAUGACGAGUAUGAUGAAGAGGAGGAGGAGGAGGCAGAAGCCAGGGGGGAGCACACGCUUUCUGAGUCAUUCGUUUGUUUUGACGGUACUUUUGGCCCAGACUGCACGCUGACAUGUGACGACUGUCAGAAUGAUGGAACAUGUAACACAGAGGAGGAUGGCUGUGUCUGCUCUGCUGGAUGGACCGGGCUUAUAUGCAACCAAACUUGUCCGGAAGGCACAUAUGGCCUGAACUGCAGCCUGAAAUGUAACUGUAAAAACGGAGGGACGUGUGACCCCAUCACUGGCCGGUGCCGCUGCCCCCAAGGAGUGAGUGGGGAGUUCUGCGAGGACGGUUGCCCAAAAGGAUAUUUUGGAAAGAACUGUAAAAAGAAGUGUAACUGCGCCAACAAGGGCAGAUGCCACAAGAUCCAUGGAGCCUGUCUGUGUGACGCUGGGCUCUACGGGCGCUACUGCCACUUAGUUUGCCCCAAAUGGACGCAUGGGCCUGGGUGCUCGAGAGAAUGUACCUGUGUGCAGAGCAACACCCUGGAGUGUAGUAAGAAGGAUGGAGUGUGUACCUGUAAGCCGGGCUACCAUGGAGCAUCCUGCCAAACAAAAUGCGAUGCUGGAUUUUAUGGCAUUGGCUGCAGGAGUAAAUGUAACUGCCAACAUAGUGUAUCCUGUGACCCCACCAAUGGGAAAUGUCUGACACAGUGUCCAGAAGGCUACCAGGGGGAAGACUGUGAACAAGCAUGCCCGGCAGGAAAAUAUGGCAGGAACUGCUUAGGCUUGUGUUCGUGCGGCGGAGCACCCUGUAACCACAUUAAUGGGACCUGCAUUUGUCCAGCCGGCAAGACAGGAUCAGACUGCACAAAAGAUUGCCCAGCAGGACGCUGGGGAGUCGGCUGCCAGGAGAGCUGUCCCUGGUGUGGUAACGAUGGAAGCUGUCACCCAGCCACAGGGGAGUGUGUCUGUGCUGCAGGGUACACCGGCAGGCACUGUAAGGACAGAUGUCCUUCUGGGUGGUUUGGCCAAGGUUGUCAGUCAAGAUGUGUGUGCCAGGAUGACAGCCAAUGUGACCUGGUAACUGGAAGAUGCACCUGCCCGCCUGGGUGGACAGGACAUAAUUGCAGGAGAGCGUGUGAUGGCGGUCACUGGGGAGCCGACUGUGCCGAUAGCUGCAACUGCAGCAACAGCGAUUGGGGCUGUAACCCAGCGACAGGGCAGUGCGUCUGUGAGUCCGGCUACACAGGAAGAGACUGUGAUCAGAAGUGCCCUGCCAGAUGGUACGGCUCGGACUGCAGAUACCAGUGCAAGUGUGACAACGGGGCACUCUGCGAUCACGUUAGUGGGGCAUGCACCUGUGCUACUGGCUGGAGAGGAACCUACUGCGAGCUCCCUUGUCCAGAAGGAUUCUACGGCACUGACUGCGCCAACAGCUGCCAAUGUGCCAACGGCGCCAGCUGCAGUCACAUUACUGGUUCCUGCACAUGUCUAGAUGGGUGGAUUGGCUCUACUUGCAGCCAAAAAUGUCCAGACAACCGAUACGGAAGUGGCUGCCAGGAGAGGUGUCAGUGCGUGCAUGACGUUAGGUGUGACCAUGUCAGCGGCCAGUGUAUCUGUGCCCCUGGGUGGACGGGAGCCCGCUGCCAGCUAGCUUGUCCGGAUGGUUUCUAUGGAGAAAACUGCCUUCAGCAAUGUAUCUGUAGAAACGGCGGAACUUGCAACCAUAUCACCGGCCUCUGCAUUUGUCAAAAAGGUUGGACAGGAUUGGCAUGUGAAAUGGAGUGUAGCUCUGGAACAUAUGGAGAUGGCUGUCUGCAGAAUUGCACCUGUCAAAAUGGUGGCGUUUGCGAUUGGGAAACUGGCGCAUGUACGUGCCGGGCAGGAUGGACAGGGGACUCUUGUCAGACGGCCUGUCCAGCCGGGACAUUCGGAGUACAGUGCCUGGAGAAGUGUUUAUGCCGACACGGGGUUUCCUGCCACCAUAUUACUGGUGCAUGCGACUGUCCCAGGGGCUGGAGAGGAAAUCACUGUGAUAAACCCUGUCUUCCGGGGUCAUACGGUGACCGCUGCUCAAAGCUUUGCAGUUGCCCCCAUGGAACGGCGUGUAACCACAUCUCUGGAGAGUGCGGAUGUCCUCUGGGAUUCACAGGGAACGGAUGCGACCAAACUUGUGUUCCAGGAACCUACGGAUUGAACUGUGCCAAGAUAUGUCAGUGUCCUGGCCAACAUCAAGACUGCCACCCGGUGACCGGGGAGUGUAUCUGCGCCUCCGGCUACCACGGGCACACAUGCCAAUUAAAAUGUUCCAGUUUGUUUUACGGUCAAAACUGCGAACACCCAUGUAAAUGCAAGAAUGGAGGUCAUUGCGAGGGCACAACAGGGGCAUGCCGGUGCCCUCCUGGAUAUGUGGGGGCUGACUGCGGCACUGUAUGUCCCCCUGGGCAUUAUGGAAUCGGAUGUGCCCAUGUGUGUCACUGUGGCCCCAAUGGAACCUGCAAUCAUGUGACUGGUGACUGUCUUUGUGGCCCCGGAAGGACGGGAGUGACCUGUGGACACGUCUGCACCAGAGGCUACUUCGGGGAAAACUGUCGUCAGACCUGCUCCUGUAAGAACGGAGGACUGUGCGACCCGGUCAGCGGAACGUGCAGCUGCGGCUUGGGAUGGACAGGAGCUACAUGUGAGGAAGAGUGUCUCCCUGGGAAAUACGGCGCAGACUGCCAGAUGCAGUGUUCUUGCCUGAACAAUGGAACAUGUGAUAAAGUAACGGGAAGCUGUCACUGUAUGAAAGGAUACUACGGGAACACAUGCCAGCACGCUUGUCCUCCUGGUCUCCAUGGAAACGGGUGCCAGGAAACGUGUGACUGUGAAAACGGAGCAUCGUGCGACCCUACAAGUGGAGCCUGUCACUGUCCCGCUGGUUUCUAUGGAGGCAAAUGUGAAAAAGGCUGUGAGAUGGGGACAUUUGGAGAGGGGUGCAAGAGGACCUGUGAAUGUGACGGAGAUGUACCGUGCGACCCAAUGACCGGAACAUGCCUUUGCCCACCUGGCAAGACAGGAACAGCGUGUGAUAUAGACUGCAGGAUCAAUCACUAUGGUCCCAACUGCAGCCUCAGCUGCGAAUGCGGCUGGAACGCACAAUGCAGCGCUCUGACUGGGAGGUGCAUCUGCCUGCAUGGAUUUAUAGGACCCACCUGCCAAGAAGGUGGCCCACCCCAACUUAUGUCCCCUCAACUGCAAGCACUUCUAAACGUACAACCUAGAACACCAUCCAGAUCUUCAGUUAGGUAUUUAAUACAUACAAGCAAACGCCAGCCAUAGACAUUUUCUAGGAGUGUAACUCAUUGUACCAACCAUGAACCACUAUUUGACUCUUAUGGACACUGUACGUUUAAGGUCCACAUAAUGGGAGGACAUAAAGGUGACCGAUAUUCUGCAUUUAAGGCUUCUGGAACAGAGAUGAAUGAAUACACGGGACAGAACAUUUGCACGCCUGCCAGUGCACAGACCAAGACGACGGGACCAUAUUUCACAGUUUGAUCUUUUAAUACUUUCUUUUCUAUUUAUGGUGCUGUAAAAGAGCGUUCCACAAUUCAUUAGGAGUUUGUGUGAUUUCUUUUUUGUUUUCCUGACCAAGAGACGGGACACUGGCCAUAAAUCUGAGGCAGAAGCAGUUUGCAGUAGGGUUAUCUCGCUUGUCACAAUUCGAGGUGUUUGUAGAGAAACAGGCCGCGUCGUACGUGCUCCUGCUCUGAGACGCAACGCCAGAAAGUCGUGCAAAGCAUAUUGUCUACAGCGCUAUAGAGUCAUAGUGAACUGAUACGGAAUACGGCCAAACAAAAAAGAGCAGACAUGUCAGCCUCCGUAGGAGAUGAACCACUUCUUGUGUAUAUGCUCCAUCGUGGUGGUAGUCUUUCAUGACUUUUAUGUUGUAUUAUUUAUGAGACUGACAGGUCUUUGAGGAAAUAACCAAAGGGUCACGAGUCUGUAGCCCAUAUGUGGUAUCUAUGUCUUGAAAAUCUUUUUUUUUUUAUGUCUGGUCACCUUCAAGUCUGACAGUUAAAUAAAUCUUGGCAUUUGCAGGAAUCACAACCUUGGGUCUAUGACCACUGAGCACUGGUACGUAGUUAAUGUGCCAAUAAAAAUAUAUGCCAGCUAUUAGCUUCAUUCCCAUGACUGGAGUGGCCAUCUUAAAACAGGAGAGUAACUGGAUUUCUUUAUGUUACUUAUGUAUUUUAACAAUGGACAGUGAUCUUCAACUGGUAUUAUGUUGUGAAACUGAAUUAAAUAAGACAAAAAGCCCAUAACACAGAUACAAGGUUUAGCAAUAAAUAGCUUUUUCUAGUGCGUAACAAAUAUUAACCAGAUGUCUCUUUAAUAAAUGUAUAUUUAUUGGAUAUUUUGGUAAUACAAGCAUGGAAGCCAUCUAUAAUGCUGGUUAGGUGGAGCACCAUGCCUAAAAGCCAACAAGUGGUCAUGGCACAGUCUGACAGACUCCCCAAUUUCUAUAGUCACAAUGAGGAGCACUGCUAAACACCUAGUGAUUGUGCACACAAGACAUGAAGCUGGAUAAUAGAUCUCAAACCUGCAUUUUGUAACGGCUAACCCACACGCUGAAAUAAGCUGUGAGCUGUGGGUUCCUCCCCUGCAAAGGAGCAUGGGCAAUGUCAGUCAGCCUGUCAGCAAGGCAUACACUGCCAGAUGCAGCCGGCCUAUAAUCGGAUCCAUCUGACAUGCUGGACGAUUCAUGUCAUGCCAGACAGACCAGGGAAUACACUGUUCAGUCAUCAGCCCAAUAAGAUUAUUAUCAGCUGUUCGGGCCAAUAAUUGGACAGUAUAUGCCCAGCAUAAGCAGUUACUAAGUAUGGCCUUUCAUUCACCUAGCCAGGAUUUAAGGGUUCUAAUUAUUAUAGGUAUGAGAUAAUGAUAUCCGUCAAAAACAGAUGUUUCUACCAGACACAAGCUCUGUAGCCAGUGACAGCCGUACCAGCUGCCUAUGGCAAUAGCUUCCAAUCAUUAAGGAUUGGCGAUACACAAGAGAAAAUGCUAUACUAAUAAAAAUAAGUCAUUUCAUCAGAGAUAGAAAACCUGCACAAUGAUAAAUAGCCGCUUCAUUACCAACCAUAAUUACAUUUACUGACUGCUAAUUUUAGAAACUAGUUAUUAAUUAUAAUUCGACAUAUAACUAUAACGGUAUUACACAGCAAUUACUCCGCCCUUACCCUAUCUGUGCCUAUAAGUGAUAUGUCAUUCUGUUGCACUUCCACUCAUGCGAGUAUACAGUGUACAGAUGCCCUACGUAGAUCUCUUUCUGAACCUUUAUGUAAGUUAUCUGCAAUAGGAAAACAUUAGUCCGUAUUAGUCACUAGCAGUGUUUAUGUGUAAUACUCCUUUCACACCGCACAAAUAUCCCGGUAUCGAGACGGCAUAUUGCCAGGUCAACACAGGUCGGUGUGCGGUGUGAAAGGGCCAUGGUUGAAUUCCCGGGUCGCCUGACCCGGUAAUUCAACUGGAAGUAAAGCAGUGUUAUUCCCGGGUUGAAUACCGGGUCAGUGGCAGAGUGAACGGGUUCCCGGGUCGAUGCGACAUGGGACCCGUUCACUACAAUAGUGAAAGGCGGCGCGGAGAUAAGCUCAUCUCCCAGCGCCGCCUCUGCCCCCCGCCGAUAUGGCAACAGGCCCGGCCUAUUGCCGGGUCGGGAAGCCAGCUGUUAGGGUCCAAUGCUGGAUCCCACCCGGGAAGGUCCCGUUUCGAAUUUGUGGACUGGAACUGGCAUUGGCGGUGUGAAAGGGUUAUAAAACGGUACACCCAGGGUCCUACGCUGCCCUGUGCUGGCCCUGCCCCCUAUCCUGUGCCAUCAUGCCUAGGGGCGGGGCCACCAGCACUAGGAAGUAGAGCACUGGCUGAAGCACCACAGGGGUGGCUCUGCAAUAGUGCUGCAGGGUGCCGUUCCACAGCAGCAGUGCCAUCCCCAGAGCCCUGCGCGACGACACUGUUUGAACACCCCUAGUUGCAGCCAUGAGCCUAAGAAUAUCCAGCUAGGAUCUAAAAUGAAAUAUUUUUUCAUUCAUUUUCCGUGACUAUCAGCACUGACGCAAAACUUAUUUAAGAGACUCCCCCUAUGCUAAAGCGUUGCCAGGGAACCACAGUCGGAAGCAAAUCCCAGCGCCCGCUAGGGUUUUCACCAGGGACAAUGCUUUUGGCACAGCAAAGCUCUAUCGCCCAUUGACAUACAAGACUGUUAAUGUUUUAUACAUAAAUGUUAAAGGGAAACAAACUAGCCCAUGAGAAGAGGUUGUUUUUUUUUAGAUGCUAAAAGUGAUUUCUACCUAGAAUUGUGCUUUAAUUCUCACAAAGGCCUACAGGCUGGGUCUUCUAAAUCCAAAAAUCAGACAUCCAAAGUUUUCUAUCAUGACUGAGAUGGAGACACCUUCAGGUACAAAGCAAACAUUUAAUUCACAAACUUAUUAAAAAUACUGUAUAAAAUGACCUUCAGGCUAUGUGUACAAGCUGUAUAUGAGACAAAAGCAUUCCGUGUUUGGGUCCCAUCCCCAAGAUCUCUCAUUAAGGUAUGCAGAUAUUCCAAAAUACGGAGAAAUUCAAAAUACUUCUAGUUCCAACAAUUGGGAUAUGAGAGACUCAAACUGUAUAUGAAGCAGGGUGCAGUAUAGGUAAAACGGGGUGAUCUCUGCAAAUAAGCCUGUAGCUUGUUUUGCCUUGUAAAUUAUUGCCGCUUAAAUUACCAAAAUCUCGCCAUUUAGUGGAAUCGCACCCUAUUACAUAUACACCGAAGUGACUACUCGCUGCCUGAGUCUCAUGACCUCUGUAACACCCAUACACACAUGACAGAUGUGUGUAGCCCUGGGUGUGAUGUUGCACAACUUAUUGUAGCCAUCUUGUGUGUGAAUUAAAAUAAAACAUUUAGGAAUCACACAAAUGGUUGCGGUAAGGAUGGGACUCUCCUGUCUCAGGCAAGACUGAUUAUUCUGUCAUGCUGCUGCAUGCAGUGUUAUUGCAGAGAAAUCCUCUAUGUGUGAAAGGAGAGGAGUGUUCUGCCUUCAUGUCAGCCAGUCAUUGCAAGAGCAGAUGAGUAUUUAAGAACACUACACUUAUGUAACUGGGAAAAGCGCUUGUGUGGGUCAGUACCCUUAGCGGUACAUAUGUACUAAGCCGUUAUCACUUUUGAAAGCAAUAUACAAAAUUGGUUACCAAUGACAAAUUAGAAAUGUCUUAAGCCAGUCAGACAAUUACGUACUGAGUGUACUCUGAUAUAACCCAGAGUAUAUUACAGUCUGUGCAAGACCACCAGGACACAAGAUGAACAUUUUGCUAAUUAAUUUAAAAUUAUUCUCAAAGACUUUUGCCACUGCCCCUUGCUUAAUAAAAUCAGACUUUUAUUCAGUACGGUCCUCGGACAAUAGUUUGUAUUAAAAAAAGAAAGAAAAAACUUGCUGUAUAUUUAGGAAACUGUAUGUAUAAUACAAUGUUAGGUCCACAUCAGCCAUGACUCCUAUGUAUGUACUGUAUGUAUCUAUGACAACCUCAUUACAUAAUUUAUACUUUUUCACAUGUUUGGAAUGAACCCAUUUCUUGGAAUGCGACGCUAUCCUAACAAAGAAACAUUUUACAUAACAAA
Molecule: messenger RNA, 8999 nt
Organism: Pseudophryne corroboree (corroboree frog)
Lineage: Eukaryota; Metazoa; Chordata; Amphibia; Anura; Myobatrachidae
Gene: MEGF6
Product: multiple EGF like domains 6
Exons: 35
Coding region: 245-4684 (1479 amino acids)
Molecular function (GO): scavenger receptor activity; calcium ion binding
Source: RefSeq, a predicted model, not a curated record